This is a messenger RNA of Lathyrus sativus (Indian pea), 1602 nucleotides long. The record is from the annotation of a GenBank genome assembly. Lineage: Eukaryota; Viridiplantae; Streptophyta; Magnoliopsida; Fabales; Fabaceae.
AUGGUUUUUCUACUAGUACUUUUAAGCCUCACAAAAUGGUUAUGCUACCAUAUUGUUAAAUCAUGUUAUCAAACUUCAAACAAAAUUAGAACUUAUGGUUUCAAUUUCUUUGAUCUUUCAUCUAAACCACUUCACCAACCUUCAACUUUUCCUACUAUCAUGAAUUGUGAUUUAAACGAUAGAAAAUCACAAACCCUUGUUUGUGACAUUCAUAGUGUCCUAUUAAGGAACCAUUCUUUCUUUCCUUAUUUCAUGUUAGUUGCCUUUGAAGGUGGUAGCAUUCUAAGAGCUUUUCUAUUACUAUGUUCAUGUCCAUUAUUAUGGUUUUUAAGCUAUGAACGUAAGCUUAGAGUCAUGAUCUUCAUCACUUUUUGUGGACUUAAAGUAAAGGACAUGGAAAUGGUUGCUAGGGGGGUUUUACCAAAGUUUUACAUGGAGAAUCUUGAUCUUAAGGCUUAUGAGAUUUUGGUUUCGGUAGGCUGUAGGGUUUUCUUCACUUGUGUGCCUAGAGUUAUGGUGGAAGGGUUUGUGAAAGAAUAUUUGAAUGGUGAUGAUGUUGUUGCGACAGAGUUGGAUAGUUUAGGAUGUUAUUUUACUGGUUUGGUUUGUAAGGGUGGUUUGGUUGUUAAGGAGUGGGCUGUCAUAGAUUAUUUUGGAGAUAGGAAACCGGAUUUAGGGAUUGGAAGUUCAUGUGUCAAUGAUCAUCGUUUUAUCUCUUGUUGCAAGGAAGCUUACGUGGUGAGCAAUGAAAUAUGUCCAAACUCAAUCAUGCCAAGAGAGAAGUAUCCAAAACCCUUAAUAUUCCAUGAUGGAAGACUAGCAUUUUUCCCUACACCUUCAUCAACUCUCUACAUGUUCAUGUGGCUCCCAUUUGGAAUUCUGUUAUCAAUAUUUAGAUUACUUCUUGGUGCAAUUGUUUACUCCAAAUAUGGACUUGCAUUGGUUUCAUUUAGUGGCAUUUUAAUAAAUCUCAAAGGCUAUAAUAAUAUUAGUAACACUACAAAAAGUGUUACUAAUAAAGGUGUUCUUUAUGUUUGCAACCAUAGGACAUUGUUAGAUCCUGUUUUUCUUAGCAUGAGUUUGAGAAAGCCUUUGACAACAGUAACUUAUAGCUUAAGCAAAGUCUCAGAGAUUAUGUCUCCUAUUAAGACAAUGAGUUUGACAAGGGAUAGAGAAAAAGAUAGAGAAACAAUGCAAAGGUUACUUAGUGAAGGUGAUUUGGUUGUGUGUCCUGAAGGAACAACUUGUAGGGAGCCUUAUUUGUUAAGGUUUAGUUCACUUUUUGCUGAACUUGCUGAUGAGAUUGUUCCUGUGGCUAUGAAUGCUAAUGUGAGUUUGUUUUAUGGUACUACAGCUAGUGGAUUCAAGUGUUUGGACUCUUUUCUAUUUUUGAUGAAUCCAUGGCCUUGUUAUAAUAUUGAAGUGCUUGAAAAGGUUCCAAAAGAAUUUACUUGUGCUGGCGGAAAGUCUCCUUAUGAGGUGGCUAAUCAUAUACAGAGAGAGUUGGGUGAGAGUUUGGGAUUUGAGUGUACUAAUAUUACAAGGAGGGAUAAGUAUAUGAUGUUGGCUGGGAAUGAAGGUGUUGUUAAAGAAAAAAAGUGA